CGCCGUGUAUUGCCGUGCCGCUGCAAGCACUGGCUACCCGUCAGUAAACACCUCGUGUAUAAUAUUUUUGAUUUAUAAAAAAAUUAAUAUUAAAUACACCAUAUAACUCCAAAACUACAUUUAAUAUUAAUAAUUAUAUUUUAACAAUAUAACGAGCUAUUAAUCAAGUGCUAAAUAUUGUGUGGUUUUUUAAAUUUAAUGGUAAAUGUGUGCAUUUCCUUGUGAUGAGUAGUAGUUCCGGGCGGGCGUCGAGGGGAAAAAGCUGAGUUUGUUCGUUCAAUCGUUCCUUUUCGUGAGUGAGUGAUAAUAAUCAUGAAAUAAACCUCAAGACGCUCCAAAAAAAUAUUAUUAUAUUAUUCAUAAUUAAAAAAAAUUAAAUUAAUUUCAAAAAAUUUAAUUCAUUUUUAUAAAAUUUUUAAAUUUAAAUUAUCAUAGAUAUAUUUAAAAAAAAAAAUUUUUUUAUACCUACAAUUAAUAAUUUAUUUUUUUUUUUUUAAAAUUAUUAAUAUAUUUUAUUUAUAUUUCUUUAUUUGAUAAGUAAAAAAAAUUAUUAAAUUAAUUAAUUUAGAUGUAUUAUAAACGGGCGCGUGGUACGCUCAAUGCGGCUGCCACAAAUGUUGUGCUCAAAAAAAAAAGUGACAGUACGAAAUUGGAAUAAUGUCAAAUGUCUUGUCACAGCAUUUGAUUGUUGAUAAUAAUAAUGAUUUAAAUAAAAAAAAAAACAAUAAUAACAACAAUAAGAAAAAUAAAAAAACCAACAAUAAAAGUCAAUAUUUAUUGAAUAAUAAAAGUGAUUCUUCUUCAUCAUUUUCGUCCUCUUCUUCUUCGUCGUCAUCAUUAACAACAACAACAACAACAACAACAACAUCAUCUAGCUCAUCAUUACAAACAAUAGAAAGUUUGAGUGGUGAUUGUUUUGAAUCUUUAUCAUCAUCUUCAUCAUCAUCAAUAUUAUUAAAUUCAUCAAUAAAUAAUAAAUUAAAAAAUAAAAAACAAGAUAGUGGUAAAUUAAAAGCGGCUACGGCCGCAUACAACAUGGUAGCGGCGAUGAACGAUCAUCUGUCGACCUCGUCGACGACAAAUAGUGGACGUACAAGUGCACAUGAAAGAAUAACAAACGAUUUUACAACUGGUUGUCAAACAAUUGAAAGUGAAAAUAUUAAAUCAUCACCACCAGCUGGUAUUUUAACAUUUCCUUGUGAUUUUGAUCACAUGUAUGCAAGUAUGACUGACGGUACACCAGCAACUGGAGCAACUGCAACAUCAACACUUGGUGUAUCAUCACCUUUACGUGGUAAUGAUUCACGUAAUAAUGAAUUAUGUGAAAUUAAACAUCUUAAAGAAUUAUUAUUAUUACAUCUUGAUUUGAUACAACAACAAUCUGAACAAAUUGUUACCAAGGAUAAAUUAUUAUCAGCAUUGAGACAAGAAAAUGAAACGCUUAAAUUGCGGAUUGAACGUAUGGAUAGACGUGUUAAUUUACAAAAAUUACGUUCAGAAUCAACUGAAAAUUCAGUAACAUCAGAUAAUACUGGACCAUGUUCACCACCAAAUUUACAUUCAGUCAGUAGUUUAAGUAAUAAUACUGGUGAUUAUAUUAAAACAAUACAAACUGUUGAUAAUGAUAAUAAUAGUCAGCCAUAUAAUGAAAGUUUUAAAAUAAGAUUGAAUACAAGUGGUGGUAUAACAACAGUUAAACAAGAGCCAAUUGAUAAUAAACAUGAUAAUGAUAAACAAAAUGUUAUUGUCAAUGAUGAAACACGGUUAGAUUGGGAUGUCGGAGCUAUUAGUAGUAGUGGUGGUGGUGGUAGUGUUGGUGGUGUUCAUGGUAAUGUUGGUAGUGUUGGUAUUGGUGGUAGUAGUAAAAAAAAACGUCGAUCAGAUCCAUUAACACCAACAUCAGGUGGUGGUAGUAGUAGUAGUAAACGUAAACGUGGUGUAUCAUGUUCAUCAACAAUAAGCAAUGAUACAACAUCAACAAUACCAGAAAAUAAAUCAAUAACAAAUGAUAAUACAAUUCAUAGAAAAUUUGAUAAAAAAGGUAAAUCAUUAGUUAAAAAAGAAUCAUAUUUAACAACUGAAAAUCAUUAUUAUACGGCAAUUGGUGAUCCAAAUUAUCAAUUGAAAAUUAAAAGUUUAUUAAAAGAUGAUGAUGAAGAGGAAUCAAAUUUAGAAGUACCAAGUUGGAGAGUUAAAGUAUAUACAAGUUGUUAUACAAUGGAAGGAACUGAAAAUUUAGAUGAUGAAAUAUUUAAUAAAAGACAUUUAAAACUUGAGAAUGAUGAAAGAAGAAGAAAACGAUGGGAUGUACAGAGGAUAAGGGAACAACGACAUAUUGAAAAAUUAAAACAAAGACAAGAACGUCAAAAUCAUCUAGCAACAUGUUACAAUACAAAUCACACUGGACCAUGUCCGACAACAGCUGAAGAAGAAAUUGUAACAACACUUUGGCCAGAAAUUGAUCAAAUUCAAAGUCUUCAAGUUGAUCCACAAUUACCAGUUGCAGCAUUUGGUGCACCAAUUCCUAGUUUUACUCCAAGUGAAUUUUCAUUACCCUGGUUGCUUACUACAAAUCGACUUAAAAAUCGACGACCGAAACGCUCGUCAUCGGGUAGAAGAAAAUCUAGGAGAUAAAUUAAUUUUAUUUUUUAAAAUUAAAUAGGUAUUGGUAUAAUUAAUAAUAUUAGAAACAGUCAAUGGCAUUUUUUUUUUUUUUUAUUUAUUUAUUUUAUUGUAUUUUUUUUUUUUUGUUGCAUUAACUGUUAAUUUAUUUUAAUUUUUGAAAAUGAUGUUUAUUUUUAAUAAUGAUGGCAAGGCAGCACAAAUUUUUAUAACAAAAAAAAUCUUGUUUAAAAAAUAAAAAGCAACGAGAUUUUCCAAAGAUUUUAAUUUUUUUUUUUUUAUACAAAUGAAUGAACAAUUAAUGAAAUUAAUUUUUAUUUGUUUUGUGUUGCUUGCUUGCUUGCUUUUUUAAAUUAAAAUUCUGUCAUCGGUGAUGGUAAACAUCAUUUAAAAAACUGCAACUUCCUUUGUUAAAUAAAAUCAUUCGUACCUUGGUUUUUUAUAAAAAAAUCAAUAAUAUUAGAAAAAACCCAGUUAAUUUUUUUAAGUUAGAAUAUUUAAAACUCGUCUUCUCAAAAUGACAUAUUAUUGUAAAAAAAAAAAUUAUAUAGAAUCACAAACAGUGUAAACUAUGAAUAUAGAAAAUGUAAAAAAUUAUUGUCUAGAGUAAAUAGCUCCAGUAAAGAAAAAAAAAAUAUUAAAACUUUUAUGAAUGUUUUUUAAAAUUGUGGGGAAUUUAUGAAAAUAUAAUUAACCAUUUAAUUAUUGUUGAGCAUAAAAAAUUGAAUCCAAAUAAUUUAAAGCGAUUCAAUGACAUAUCAACUUGAAUUUUUUAUAAUCGACAAUAAAUUAUAAAUUUAUUUUAUUUAUAUAUAAAAAAAAAAAAAUAAAAAUAAACAAUAAUAACAUUACUUUGAGUCUGUUUAUUUUUAAUAUUUUUUUUACAUUUUACUAAUUUUUUUUAUUUAAAAUUAAGACUCUUGUAAUUAUUUUAUUUUAUAUAUUUAAUUAUAUUUAAAAAUUUAUUAUUAUAUUUGCAUUUAAUUCACGUGAUACUGAGAGUCAAUUAUAUUUUCUUCCCCCAGUUUAAGCUGUAAGAUAAUAUUAUCUUAAUUUGAAAAUUAAAUAAACAAAUAAACAUUUGUUUACAUAAACUACUACUUAUUUAAAAUAUCAAAAAUAAAUUAUCGAUUUACCGUCCAAUAUUCAAUGACCAGGACUUGAAGAAUCGAAGCUUUUGUGAGCCUAAUAAGAGUACAAUAUUAAUAAAUAUUAACUGUAAAUAAUAACAAUAAUAAUAAUAAAAUAGAAGAAACAAAUUUGAAUGAAAAAAGUAAAUUUGUUUUUUUCUUUGUCGUUUUUAAUAAUAAUAAUAUAAUAAAUGAAGAGACUGUAAUAACGAUAGAAAAAGUAAAUUGUUUUUUUUUUUUGUUUUAAAGAACGAAUAGAUAAUGUUUAAUUUAAUUAAUAAAUGUGUAAUAAAAAUCAUCAUUAAAUAAUGUGAAAAAAUUAAAAUUGUAAAAAAGAAUUAAACAAAUUAAUGAAAAAAAAAAAAACAUUAAAACAGUGCAAAUAUAUUUAAUAUAAUUAUCAUUUUUUUUUUUUUAAUUUCAAGCUCUUAAUAAUAGUAAAUUUUAAUAAUAAUAAUCUUUCUUGAAAAUAAAAAACAAAGAACAUCUACUCAGUUAAUGAAAUUUGAUGAAAAUCAAAGUCAUAAUAAUUUGUCGAUUAGUUGUAAUAAAUAUAUAUACUUAAAUAUUGUUUCGAAAUAGAUAAAAAUAUUGUAAUUAUUAAUUGAUAAUGAAAAUAAUAAUUAAAAACAUUUUCGAUGAACAA
Aphidius gifuensis is the source of this 4398-nucleotide messenger RNA. RefSeq lists its product as uncharacterized. Gene Ontology annotation, cellular component: MSL complex. The record is from RefSeq and is a predicted model, not a curated record. Bases 658 to 2634 code for a protein of 658 amino acids. The transcript is spliced from 4 exons. NCBI's taxonomy places the organism in Eukaryota, Metazoa, Arthropoda, Insecta, Hymenoptera, Braconidae.